ACCAUGGCCUCCCUCUUCACCGGCAAGGUCCUGGUGGCCAACCGGGACCGGGACGAGCUGGACACGGAGCGGGAGCUGCACCGGGUACUGGAGAAGCGCCGCGCCUUCCUCCGGGCCAUGCCCGAGCGCUGGCUCGCCCUCCCCUUCGGGGAUGCCUUCGGCAGGGAGCUGGAGCUGCGCUUCGCCGUAGCCCAGGUGCCAGCCGUGGUGGUGCUGAAGCCGAGCGGGGAGGUGAUCGCCGGGAAUGCCGUGGAGGAGAUCCGGAGCAUGGGGCCCGCUUGCUUCCGGAGCUGGCAGGAGGCCGCCGAGCUGGUGGACAGGAAUUUUCUCCUGGCAGAGGACUGGGAGAAGCGGAGCAGGAGGAGCAUCACGGACCCCAUCCGCCGCCUCAAGUACAAGCUGGACAAGAAGGUGGAGGUGAAGAGCAAGGAAAGGAAAGAGGAAGGGGAAGACUUGGAAUAGGGGCUCAAAGAAGGGGCCGAUGCCCCUACCCAGCAUCUCCAGGACAGCAACAUCUGCAUCGCUCCUAGGAGCUGGGGGAGGGAAAACCUCACCCCAAGGUCUUUGCCAUUUAUCUACCAAAAAAGCGAGCAGAAAAGUAACUGCGAAAGACCAGAAUUUGGGGAAUGACUCCCUGAGCAGCUCAAAAUGGGAAUUCACAGAGGCAUGGAGUGGGGUGGGUUGGAAGGGACCUUAAAGCUCCUCCAGUUCCACCCCCCUGCACCUUCCAUAGAGCAGCUUGCUCCAAGCUGGCCUUGAACACUGCCAGGGAUGGGGCAUCCAAACCUUCUCCAUUCAACCCAUCCCAGUGUCCCCAAGGAAGAGCUUCUGCCCAAGAGCUCAUCUCCAUCUCCCCUCGGGCAGGUUAAAGCCAUUCCCCUGGUCCUGUCCCUGCAUCCCUCAUCCCAAGCCCCUCUCCAGGUUUCCUAUAUCCCCUUUAGG
Molecule: messenger RNA, 942 nt
Organism: Pezoporus occidentalis (night parrot)
Lineage: Eukaryota; Metazoa; Chordata; Aves; Psittaciformes; Psittacidae
Gene: NXNL1
Product: nucleoredoxin like 1
Biological process (GO): photoreceptor cell maintenance
Cellular component (GO): mitochondrion
Source: RefSeq, a predicted model, not a curated record